Nannospalax galili (Upper Galilee mountains blind mole rat) is the source of this 2131-nucleotide messenger RNA. RefSeq names its product lysocardiolipin acyltransferase 1 (gene Lclat1). Gene Ontology annotation, molecular function: acyltransferase activity. Gene Ontology annotation, cellular component: endomembrane system. The transcript has 7 exons. The record is from RefSeq and is a predicted model, not a curated record. The coding region runs from base 262 to 1389 and encodes 375 amino acids. Lineage: Eukaryota; Metazoa; Chordata; Mammalia; Rodentia; Spalacidae.
AGGGAGGAGCCUGACUGGACGCAUUACUAAGGCGACGGCCCGACGCCUCCCGGCUUCGGGAUGAAUUAGCGGCGGGUUGUGACCACCCCACCUCCCCCGAGUGGCAGGCUCGCCUCAGUGUCCCUGCGACGUCGCGCGCCUUCCCCGGCCGAGUCUCAGGUGCGCGGCCCGCGGUGUCAGCAGAGGUACACCGGAAAUCAGACUCUUUGCUUUGCCACUGUGAUGAAGAGUUCUUGACUGUUGAGUAGACUAAACAGAAUCAUGGUGUCAUGGAAGGGGAUUUACUUUAUACUCUUCCUGUUUGUGGGAAGCUUUUUUGGAAGUAUUUUCAUGCUGGGUCCCAUUUUACCUUUGAUGCUUAUAAACCUGUCUUGGUAUCGCUGGAUCAGCAGCCGCCUUGUGGCCACCUGGCUCACACUUCCUGUGGCAUUGUUGGAGACCAUGUUUGGUGUAAAAGUGGUUAUAACAGGUGAUGCAUUUGUACCUGGGGAAAGAAGUGUCAUUAUCAUGAACCAUCGGACGAGAGUGGAUUGGAUGUUCCUGUGGAAUUGCCUGAUGAGAUACAGCUACCUCAGAUUGGAGAAAAUUUGCCUCAAAUCCAGUCUCAAAAGUGUUCCUGGAUUUGGUUGGGCCAUGCAAGCUGCUGCCUUUAUCUUUAUUCAUAGGAAGUGGAAGGAUGAUAAGAGCCAUUUUGAAGACAUGAUUGACUAUUUUUGUGACAUCCAUGAACCACUUCAACUCCUCAUAUUUCCAGAAGGGACUGAUCUCACAGAAAAUAAUAAGGCUCGAAGUAAUGAUUUUGCUGAGAAGAAUGGACUUCAAAAAUAUGAGUAUGUCUUACAUCCAAGGACUACUGGCUUUACUUUUGUGGUGGACCGUCUAAGAGAAGGUAAAAACCUUGAUGCUAUCCAUGACGUCACCGUGGCAUAUCCGUACAACAUUCCUCAAACUGAGAAGCACCUGCUCCUUGGAGACUUCCCCAAGGAAAUCCACUUCCAUGUCCGACGGUACCCAGUCAAUACCCUUCCCACAUCCAAGGAGGACCUUCAACUCUGGUGCCACAAGAGGUGGGAAGAGAAAGAAGAGAGGCUGCGGUCCUUCUACCAAGGAGAGAAAAACUUCCACUUUACUGGGAAGAGUGCAAUUCCACCUUGCAAGUCUGAGCUCAGAGUCCUUGUGGUCAAGCUGCUGUCAAUGCUGUACUGGACCGUGUUCUGCUCUGCAAUGUGCCUCCUCAUAUAUUUGUACAGUCUUGUUCGGUGGUAUUUUAUAAUCAACAUUGUGUUCUUCGUGCUGCAGGAGAGAAUAUUUGGUGGACUGGAAAUCAUCGAACUUGCAUGUUAUCAUUUUUUACACAGGCAGCCACAUUUAAAUUCAAAGAAAGAGUAAGAUGAAAUGUUCAGUGAAAACCUAGGGGAUACUUUGGAAAUGCUGUAAGCCUUUGUAAGCUCGGAUGAUUUUUGCAUGACUGUCAAUAUUUCUUACUAUCAUCAUUAUUUGUUAAAGAUAUUUUGCACUUAAUUUUAUGGGGAAAAUAUUGCUAUGAUUUUCUUUUUAAAAGAUCUGAAUGUAAUUCCAAUGCUGCGUAUGUAGCAGGGAUUGAUCGCUGUGAAAUAACUAGGGCCAGAAUAUCAUAAAACAAUCAUCAAGCUGUUGAGACAAGAUGCACACAGGCUUCUCUGAAAGGGCCACCCUGUUUCCUGACAGGCUCCCAGACCAGAGACAGGUCUGAUACUCAUGAACACCAACCCAACACACACCCUUCCCCCAGGAAUCCAGGCAGGUGGUGCCCCAGCUCCUUCCCUGGGCACUGUCCAUCCUUUCUAUGCCAACCAGUCCCAUCUCAUCCCUCCUUAAGAUGAAAAGCCAGAGCAAUCUUGUCCUUGUACUGAUCCCCAUUUGAUAGGAAGCCCUUCAUUCGUCAUAGUAUCUUGUGCUGACUGAAAUGUCAGAAAACCACCUGUGCCCUUUCCUCACCUGGAAAUUACACCUGCACAUCUCAGGGAGCAACCACAGACUCUCCAUUGGAAACCUUAGUUUGAAUGUUAAAAGACAGGAAUUGGUUGAGCUUGUUCUUUCUUGUACUCAACCCUGCUUGAUUUCCUUACAGCUUGUUGGCAGGCGAAACUUC